This is a messenger RNA of Dendrobium catenatum, 2391 nucleotides long. Its product is annotated as endochitinase A. The transcript has 6 exons. NCBI's taxonomy places the organism in Eukaryota, Viridiplantae, Streptophyta, Magnoliopsida, Asparagales, Orchidaceae. The record is from RefSeq and is a predicted model, not a curated record. Bases 498 to 2162 code for a protein of 554 amino acids. Gene Ontology annotation, cellular component: cortical microtubule. Gene Ontology annotation, biological process: cortical microtubule organization.
CACUCUUUCGCAUGAGUAGCUAUUUCCAGUUCCCACCCAUUGUAGCUUUGCUUUGAAGCUUGAAACGGCGGGGUAGGCUCAAAUGCGUCUGAUCUCAUUCUCUUCUUGCUUACUGGUCGUUUUCCAUAUGUGUCUGUAGAUCCCAACUCCAUUCUUUAUACCCUUCUUGCCGGGGGAGAGCUGUAAUGUCAUGCUCUCCUGAAGAAAGGGGCUGCAGUUGAUAGCUUGGCUUUGGAGGCCUUAUCUCAGGCCCGCCGCUUCCUCUUCGCCGCUUUUUAUGUCACGAUCGGGGUGGAAAGAUCGAAAUGUGGCUCAUUUGUGAUCCAUUUUUAGGUCGCCUUCCAGAUCUGUGGUGCAAGAACAUUUCUUGACACGCAAUAAGGUAGUUUAGACUUUAGAGUGGAUGAUUUGUUGUUAGGUUUAGGUUAAGGGUGUACUAUUCUCGUGUUUAGUUUUUUGGCGGGUUCCUGUCGGUUUACUCCGAGGUCGUGUGCGGAAUGGAUCGAAGUUUUAGGGCACCGGAGCUGAGGGGAAGGACCCUGGGAUCAGUGAUGAAGGAUAAGGAAGAGGAUCUUGCCCUCUUCAUCGAGAUGAGGAAGCGCGACAAGGAGCGGAACAACCUUCUGCUCCAGAACUCUGAUGAAGUUGAUCAACCGUUAGAGUCACAUCUUGGGGGGUCUCCUUUAUUCAAGAUUGCGCCUUCAACUGUGAGAAAGACAGGCAUGGAUGAUUUUCUGAACUCCGACAAUGAGAAGAACGAUUAUGACUGGCUUCUCACACCACCGGGUACCCCACUUUUUCCAUAUUUGGAAAAGGAGUCUCACAGAUCUCCAAUAAAGCAUCUUCCUACUCCAAAAGGUCACCCUGUUUUUUUGAAAUCUAGAUUAGCAAAUCCUCCGGAUCCUUCUUUAAGAUGCACUACAGCUUCUACGCAACUGAUGACCUCUUCCGGUUUGAACUCCUCCCUUUUGGGAAUGAGAAGGCCUUUGUCAUCUGGAGGGUCUAGUGUUACUUCUUCUAGGCCUUCAACCCCUAAUGGUCGGCCUUCGUUGCCUACAGCAUCCAAACCAUCCAGAUCUUCAACUCCUACUUCCCGUUCUACAGUACCCUCAAGAUCAGCAGCCCCGCCACCUAGAUCAUCAUCACCUGCUAGGUCUUCUACCCCAGCAUCAAGAUCAUCCAUACCACCAGCCAGCAAGCCUGUAUGUAGGUCAACUACCCCAACAAGAAGGCCUUCUACCCCAUCUAACUUGCCUGCUAGUACUGCCCCGCCAGGUCGGUCUUCAUCUGCCACUAGAUCAGGCCCUGCAACUAGUUCUGUAAUGAGGUCAAGUUCCUCGACAACUACUACAAAAUCUGGACCAGCAAUUUCUAUGACUAGGUCAGGCCCCGCAGCUUCUAAAGGUGUGGCUCCAUCUCGUGGAGUUUCUCCAACUGUAAGAUCUAGACCUUGGAAACCUUCUGAAAUGCCUGGUUUUUCACUUGAUGCACCUCCAAAUUUGAGAACUUCACUACCUGAGAGACCAUCUUCUGCUUCUCGAGGCAGGCCAGGAGCGCCCAGCUCCAGGUCGUCAUCGGUGGAAAGUCGACCAAGUAUGAGGCCCAGACUACAAUCUUGCUCUCCUUCUAGAGGAAGGGCUCCUAAUGGAAAUGUUGCUGGUGGUGGUUCCAUUCCUGCAGUAAACAGGUCACGUAUGAACAACAAUGACCAUGAAAGUCCAGUUGUCAUAGGUACUAAGAUGGUUGAGCGAGUGGUAAGCUUGAGAAGACUGGCACCUCCAAAGAUUGACGAGCAGCAUUCCACCAUUAAUUCAUUGGGGAAAUCCACUGUGUCACCAGAAAGCGUUGGAUUUGGGAGAACACUAUCUAAAAAAUCGCUCGACAUGGCUCUGAGACAUAUGGAUAUAAGGAGGAGCAUGCCUAAUAAUCUGCGACCAUUGAUGACUAACAUACCAGCAUCCUCUAUGUAUAGUGUGAGGUCAGGGUCUUCAAGAAGCCGAGUAGUUAGUAUUUCAGGUUCUCCUCUUGCCACCAGUAGCAAUGCAAGCUCCGAGCAGAGUGUCAGUAACAAUCCAUUCUGUUCGGAUGGAAAUGAACUUUUAGAUGAGUUUUGCAGUGAUAAAGGCAGUAAGUCCUCUCCUUCAUUUUCAAUGGGAAGAUGAUCACCAGAUUUUGCUCUUGUUUUCCAUUUUGUGUAUUCUUGAAAGAUUAUUUCCUUUAUGCAUCAUCAAUACCACAGCGCAAGCUGCAUUGGCAGCAGCAUUGCUGGGUAUGCCUACUAUCUUGUAACCCUUAAAUAUCGAUUCUGAUUCUGCCUUGUUUAUGUGGUAUUAUUUUCAAGGGAUAUUGUUAUUGAUGCAUGUGAAAGAUUAGAACAUACUAUUACAGAAA